Molecule: messenger RNA, 815 nt
Organism: Galleria mellonella (greater wax moth)
Lineage: Eukaryota; Metazoa; Arthropoda; Insecta; Lepidoptera; Pyralidae
Exons: 5
Coding region: 199-711 (170 amino acids)
Source: RefSeq, a predicted model, not a curated record
CGUCAAUUUGUACAUAUAAACAAAGUCCAGUAUUUUCUAUCCUCACUAAAAUAAUGUAUUAUUAAGAAAUUGCUCUAACCAAUUUCAGUUUAACCAUGUAAUUGGCGAUGGACACCAAAUAUCAGUUUCAUCUGUAAUAUAAGUACAUCACCUAAUAAAUCAUUACAAAAUAACAGUAUAAAAAAAAAGAAAUCUAUAAUGGACAACCGAAAAUUUGAAGUCACAGAGGACCUACUUGAUGUAACGGACUCAGAAGGAUCUACAUCAUCAUCCAGCAAUGUAAUUUUUGAACCACACCAGCCGUUCGUACUGGACUUACAUGACCUUCAGAUAGACGCUCCGCGGAAAGACGAUCCACCCUACCCACCACCAGAGGUUAAGAAAAAGCAGAGAAAGAAAAAGAAAGGACAAUCAGGUCCCAACAAGAGUCAUACCAGCAUUUCUUCUAGCAGUCUAUCUGAAGCCAAUUCUGUACCUUCAUCUUUAAUUGACGAACAUGCUAAAGAAACAUUCUAUGAUGCUCAUGAAAGUUAUCAUGCCUUACUUGAAAAUCAAGCCAGCAAUCCGGUAGCAACUGCAGUGCUGUUGCAAGCUCGAUCAGAGCAUGGGCCUGAUUUUAAGAUCACACUAGAGCAAGCAGCGCCAACACAAGCUGCAUCUACUACGAAACAGCUUUCCACUAUUUCGAAACUUGUUACAAGACCGGAUUAAGCUGAAUUAUAAAAAGACAAUCAAAAUUUUUAUCAAAUAACAUCAACAAGAAUCUCAGUCUACUCGUAGAUAAUAAAAAAUAAUCAAAAAUAAAGCAAAUUCAU